AUGAUCCAACCUGACAGUGUCGACGUCACCAUCCCUGGGCGGCUCACCCGAGAGGAAGCAGACGAAGUCGAAGACAAAGAAGAAACAAACAUGGCGAAAGUCGGAUCUGGCCCGUCGACCGGCGCCGCAAGGGAGUCGCAGAUGGGCGACGCACCGCUGUCGUGCGACCAAGUGUCAGGUGGGAAAGUCGUCGACGCUGAGUCGCUCUCCUCCACCGUCGUUGAGGACGUGAGCGGCUACGUCCGCCUGCCCCUAGUCUUCGUCAACAUGGUGGUCAUGCUGCUCAGCCUGCUCGGCUUCUGGAGCUCCCUGUACACGCUCCUGACGCACUCCUCCGCGCCUCCCGGCGCGCCGGCUCGGAACUUUGUCGUGGUACUCUUCGAGCGGCCCGAGAUUCCCGCGCUGUUCCUGUCCAGUGUGGCGUUCGUCAUCGCCUCUUUCGGCUUCCUCGGUGCCCUGCGCGAGAACGUCACCCUGCUCACCGUUUACGUGCGCCUGCUGACCACAAUGGCCGCGCUUCUCGUUCUGUUCGCGGUGCUUGUGUUCUUCCUGCCGUCCGCGGCGCGUAGCUACGCCGAACGCUCGGUGUCGCGUGACAUGAUCGCCGCGUACCGCGACAGCACCGAGCUGCAGGGAUUCGUCGACUGGAUGCAGCUGGAGUACCGCUGCUGCGGCAUCUCGUCCGAGGGGUUCCGCGACUGGAACCGCAACCCGUAUUUCGCCUGCAACUUGAGCAACCCGAGCCGCGAGCGGUGCUACGUGCCGGCGUCGUGCUGCCGCAGAAAUGAGACGUCCGCCAUCCGGCCGCCGGACAUCCAGUGCGGACAAAACGUGUUGCAGGUGUCAGACCAGCAGGCUUGGGCCCGCGUGAACACACGAAGCUGCGCCGACGCCUUGUUCAGCCGGAUGCGCGACCGCGCCUUCCCAACCUCCAUGAUGCUGCUCGCACUGUGCCUCGCCACCCUCCUCUUAGUGGCGCUGGCCGUCGCCACGCGAGACCAAGUGAAGGAGCUGUCCGCCAUCUACGACGUGUACUACAGCACCUACAACCUCUAG
Messenger RNA from Dermacentor andersoni, 1056 nucleotides. Its product is annotated as tetraspanin-33-like. Gene Ontology annotation, cellular component: membrane. The record is from RefSeq and is a predicted model, not a curated record. Lineage: Eukaryota; Metazoa; Arthropoda; Arachnida; Ixodida; Ixodidae.